Acipenser ruthenus (sterlet) is the source of this 2710-nucleotide messenger RNA. RefSeq names its product pentatricopeptide repeat domain 1 (gene ptcd1). The record is from RefSeq and is a predicted model, not a curated record. Bases 325 to 2511 code for a protein of 728 amino acids. Gene Ontology annotation, molecular function: protein binding; tRNA binding. Gene Ontology annotation, cellular component: mitochondrial matrix. Gene Ontology annotation, biological process: tRNA 3'-end processing. The transcript is spliced from 9 exons. Lineage: Eukaryota; Metazoa; Chordata; Actinopteri; Acipenseriformes; Acipenseridae.
UAAAAGUACCCUCUAAAUGAAAUUAUAAAUCAUGGAUUUUAUCAGGGUAAAAAAUAACAAACACAGUAUCAUUCAUAGAAAGUGAGUCAAUUAUCAUCGAGCACUCGUCUUUCGAUUAGUAAACCUGACGGGGCUGCGCUAGAGGGCACUGGCGAGAGUGCGCACAUGUGAGGUCGGUGCUGGAUGUACAGUACUAACUCCAGUUACCUUGUAAACACCUUACACAGAAACCGUGACAUAGAUUCGACAUACUUUGGUAAAUGACUUUGACUGUAAUAUAUCAGGCGUUAUGAAAGGUGGUGAAGCACUCCUUAAAACCCCAGCAUGUUCAGGAUAUCAACUCUUAGGCAUCUCAGAAGGCAUUAUAGUCUGGGACAGUGUUAUUCCUUACAGUACCAGAGCCCAUCCCUGACCUGGAGUAGUUCAGCUUGCAAGGAUGUUGGAAGUAUUGCUCCUCACCUAAGAGCACUGCGACUGGGGUCACUGCUGUCUUCACAAUGCAGGACUCUCAGUGUGUCAUUGACACUGCAGCAUCCCGACUGCACUGCAUCUAGGAAUAGCAGAUCACGAUCAGCACAGAGCCCCUUGGACGCCAAGUCCAAUGAGGAACGGGAACAAGAUAAUCAGGGGUUAGAAGAUUUUGGAACUCAUGCCAAAUCCUAUUCAUCCCGGAAGGUUUUCCGUAAAACUUCCCCGGAGCUGCAGAGCUUGCAGUUCAGAGACCCUGAAGAUGCUGAAGAAGAGCCCGAGGUGAAGCCCAGAGCAGUGCAGAAGAACACAGCCUACUGGUACUUCCUGCAGUGCAAGAAGCUGAUUAAAGGGGACAAGCUUGCGGAGGCCCUGGACAUGUUUCAGUCUCAGAUGCUGAAGGUGGAGCGUCUGCAGCCGGAGGAGUUCAAUUACACAGUGCUGAUCGGGGGCUGUGGCCGGGUGGGAUACAUCAAGAAGGCUUUCAAACUUUACAAUAACAUGAAGAAGCGUGGCCUGGUGCCCACGGACGCCACCUACACGGCCCUGUUCAACGCCUGCGCGGAAUGCCCCUGGAAGGACAGUGGGCUGGAGCACGCUCUGAGGCUGCAGCAGGAGCUCAAAGCCAAGAACAUCCAGCUGAAUCUCAUCACGUACCACGCCCUGCUCAAAACCCACGCGCUGUGCUCCGAUCUCAGGGCCUGCUUCCAUGUGCUCAAGGAAAUGGUGGAGAAGGGUCAUGUGAUCACACAGGAGACCUUUAACUUCCUUCUGAUUGGCUGUAUAAAGGAUAAGGAACAUGGGUUCAGGUUCGCCUUGCAGAUCUGGCGUCAGAUGUUGAAGCUCGGACGAGAGCCUGAUGCUCACAGCUACAACCUGCUGCUCCGCGCUGCUCGGGAUUGUGGGAUAGGUGACUCCUCACUGGCCUCCCGUUUGCUGCUGCAGAGCGAAGAGGAGGUCACCCCCAAAGUCACGAGGGCAGGUCAGAAGCUCAGAGGUCGAAAGGAGAGGACGAGCGAGAGAACUAUCGACGUUGAAGCUCUGGAGCAGCAGAUCUUUGUGGAUGCUCCUGCAGGGCCGGGCGUAACUGAAUUAAAGAAAGAAACUUUGGGCAAGACAUUGAAGUCCAUGACGUUAAACAGAAAAGCAGAGAAGAAUCUGAAGGAGCAAGAAGUGUCUUCAGCCCUGGUGCCUGUGAGCCACAUUGUACCAGUGGAAUCGGGUUCAAACCUAGUAGCUGGUGUCGGUGUGAAACCUCCAAACCUUCUUGAUCUGCACAUUAAUAACCCCCAUGUGGUUUCCUUGGGUACGGUGGUCACCCCCUCCGACAGGCUUGGCUUGAUGGGGAACAUGGACGGAUUCCUAGCCAAGAUGCAGGAGAGCGGGGUGGCCCCUGACAUUAAAACUCUGACUCUAUUGGCAGAAGUAGUUGAACCCAAAAGCCAGUCGGAAUCCAGCCUGUUGUCUGUGCUUGAGGAGCACAAGAUAAAACCUGAUAUCUCCUUCUUCAACACGCUGGUCAGAAAACGAAGCAAACUGGGCGACCUUGAAGGAGCUAAGGCCCUGUUGCCCAUUCUGGUUGACAGAGGUCUGGCACCCAACCUGCCCACGUUUUGUAACCUGGCAAUAGCCUGCAGGAGAAAGAAGGAUGGGCUGCAGCUUCUCUCUGACAUGAAGAUGUCAGGAGUGACCCCCAAUGCCCACGUUUACAGCGCCCUGAUUAACAGUGCCAUGAAACGACUGGACUAUGUGUACCUCACCGAGAUCCUGAGGUACAUGCAGAGCUGCCAGGUCCCUCCCAACGAGGUUAUCAUCCGGCAGCUGGAGUUCGCUGCUCAGUACCCAGCCAAAUUUGACAGGUACAAGUCAAAAAACACCUACCUGGAGAAGAUUGACGGUUUCCGUGGUUACUACCAUAGCUGGUUGAACUCCAUGGCUGCUGAGGAGUCUCCGCACCCCUGGGACAAAUACAGAAUUCCAUUGAAACCUGAGGAAGAAGAGGAUGGGGAGGAAGAAUCCACAGCAAGCAAAGGGACGCGUUGAGGAUCACUUCAAAACCUUGUACUGCUGGAGAAUACCAAUGUGUGCAAGACAAGCUACCACAAAUAGAUGGAUGGCUGGCAACUCCUUUAUUAGGCCUGUCUCCAGCAGCUUCCAUUGAAUAUAUGAAGCAAGAAGUGUAUUAUUUUAUAAAUAUGUGUUGCCUCUGUAUGGUUAAAUAAAUGACCUCAAGGAGACGGUU